This is a messenger RNA of Eutrema salsugineum, 1435 nucleotides long. Its product is annotated as multiple organellar RNA editing factor 1, mitochondrial. Gene Ontology annotation, biological process: cytidine to uridine editing; mitochondrial mRNA modification. Lineage: Eukaryota; Viridiplantae; Streptophyta; Magnoliopsida; Brassicales; Brassicaceae. The transcript has 5 exons. Gene Ontology annotation, cellular component: mitochondrion. The record is from RefSeq and is a predicted model, not a curated record. The coding region runs from base 43 to 1191 and encodes 382 amino acids.
AUUCCGAAGAGACUCUUCAACAUUUCUCUCUCUCUGGCAUCAAUGGCUAUGUUCUCUCACCGUCUCCGACGAGCUUUAGUCACGGCAACUUCAUCUUUUAACCGAUCAAUCUCCCUCUCUCCGGCUACCGUUGCGCCUCCCACCGAAUUCCCUACUGUAUCGACGGUGCUACAGAGAUCCGUUUUAGGGCGUUUCACGGGAGCUACUCAAGCUCCGGUGAGGCUUUUUUCGACGAAGCAAUAUAAGCUUUACAAGGAAGGCGAUGAAAUCACGGAAGACACUGUGCUGUUUGAAGGAUGUGAUUAUAAUCACUGGCUCAUCACCAUGGAUUUCCCCAAGGAUAAUCCUUUGUCUCCUGGGGAAAUGGUCGCUACCUACGAGCAAACUUGUGCCAGAGGGCUUGGUAUCAGCUUGGAAGAGGCCAAGCAGAAGAUCUAUGCUUGUAGCACAACCACUUACCAAGGUUUUCAGGCAAUUAUGACUGAACAAGAAUCAGAAAAGUUCAAGGAUCUACCCGGAGUGGUCUUCAUAUUGCCAGAUUCCUACAUUGAUCCCGUGAACAAAGAGUAUGGAGGAGACAAAUACGAGAACGGAAAGAUCACACACAGGCCACCACCAAUUCAUCAUAACAGGAGAACCCGUGAUAGGUUCAAUCGUCAAGGAGGAGGAGGAGGUGGUCAACAAAACUUCCAAAGAAACCCACAGUAUGGUCAGCAACCGCCAUUGCAAGGUGGUGGAGGGGGCUACGGUGGUCCUCAGCAAAGCUAUGGCUCUCCAGGACAAGGAACUCAAGCUCCUCCUCCACCAUAUCAGGGAGGUUACAACCAAGGCAGGACUGGACCUCCACCACCUCCAUAUCAGGGGGGUUACAAUCAAGGUCAGGGAUCUCCAGUACCUCCAUACCAAGGGCCACCAGGCGGAUACAGUCAAGGCGGAUCUGGGAACUAUAACCAAGGGCCACCAGGAGGUUACAGCCAAGGAGGGCCUAGGAAUUACGGUCCACAGGGAAAUGGAAACUACGGUCCUGCACCGGGAGCUGCAAAUCCUGGAUAUGGUCAGGGAUAUUCUGGAGCUGGACAAGUGCCGAAUCAGCCAUUUCCACAGGUAGAUCAGAGGAACCCAGACUGGAACAACAAUAAUACAGCAGGCCAACCGGGAUCUGACCAAUUUCCACAGGGAAGAAGAUACUAGACAGAGACAUGAUGCUUGCUGCUGUGAAUUGAGCUGAAUAAGGAGAGAAGUAUCAAAGGGCUUUUAUUAAGUUUUAGAGUAAAUAGUUUGUUAGUCAUCUUUCUACUUUAUAAGACAAGAAUUAUUCCCUUUUCUCCUAAGUUGAGCUUUGUUUAACGUUGUUGGUUGCAUCUGUUAACUUAAAUACUCUUGCAAAACGUUCUUUCACGAUCCAAUCUGCCUAUUUUACUUGAGAUUUUUUUUA